AUGACCUACCGCACUACUCUGGAUGUGCUCUUUAAAUCGUAUCAUUUUGUCCCCAACUACAAAUGUGGUGUUCAGGAAAAUGUAGUAGGAAUCAUCGGAGGAAUGAGCUCUGAUACCUCCUUCCGCAUGGCAGACAUCUUAGGUCUUUACAAGAUUCCACAGAUUUCAUAUGGUUCAUUUGAACUAAGAUUGAAUGAUAAAAUAAAGCAUCCUUCCAUUUACCAUAUGGUUCCCAAUGAAGGCCUUCAGUUUCAGGGAAUUAUCCAGUUACUUCUGCAUUUCAGAUGGAAAUGGGUAGGUCUUGUAGUUGUGGAUGAUGAAGGUGGAGAAAAUUUCUUGCAGACUAUGGAGUCAAUGUUUUUGAAGAAUGGAAUCUGUUCAGCAUUCACAGAAAGAGUUAUAAAAAACAUGAAAUUCUCCCCUAAGCUACCUGACAUUGUGUAUGAUGUGAAGAGUUUCUUGCGGAACAAAGCCAAGCUUCACUCAUUCCUUCGGUUGAUCUCAUUUAACAACACUGCUGGAGAUGAAAUUACAUUAAAUGAACAUGGAGAGCUGGCAUGUGGCUUUGAUAUUACAAACUUGGUCACAUUCCCAAAUAAAUCUUACAUCAGGGUUAAAGUGGGAAGUCUGGGUCCACAGGCUCCUUCUGGCAAAGAGCUCAUCAUUGAUGGGGGCAGAAUCAAAUGGAACAGAGAUCUCGCACAGGUACCACCCCUUUCGGAGUGUAAUUCUCACUGUCCUCCUGGUCAUGGGAAGAAAAAGAAGGAGGGAGUGAAAUUUUGCUGCUACGAUUGUGCUCCAUGUCCAGAAGGGAUGUACUCAAAUGAGAAGGCUCUGGUGCUGGGCAUCUUCAUUAAGCACCAGAACACUGCCAUAGUCAAAGCCAACAACAGAAGUCUAACCUACAUUCUCCUCACCUCCCUCCUCUUGUGUUUCCUCUGCUCUUUGCUGUUCAUCGGAAUGCCCAAUGAGGCAACUUGCCUUCUCCGACAAACAAGUUUUGGCACCAUCUUCUCUGUGGCCCUCUCUAGCAUCCUGGCCAAAACCAUCUCUGUUGUUUUGGCAUUUAUGGCUACCAAACCAGGAUCCAGGAUGAGGAAUUGGAUGGGGAAGAGACUGACUUAUUCCAUUGUCCUUUCAUGCUCCAUUGUUCAAGUAUGGAUCUGCGUUCUCUGGCUGGCAACCUCUCCCCCAUUCCCAGAUUUGGACAUGCACUCAAUGACUGAACAAAUUAUACUGCUAUGUAAUGAAGGAUCCGUCACCAUGUUCUAUUCUGUGCUGGGCUACAUGGGCUUCCUGGCCACUGCCAGCUUGACUGUGGCCUUCCUAGCCAGAAAAUUGCCUGACAGUUUCAAUGAAGCCAAGUUUAUCACCUUCAGCAUGCUGGUAUUUUGCAGUGUUUGGCUGUCCUUUGUUCCAACUUAUUUAAGCACCAGAGGGAAAUACAUGGUGGCAGUGGAGAUUUUCUCGAUCUUGGCUUCCAGUUCUGGUUUACUGACUUGCAUCUUUUCCCCAAAAUGUUACAUAAUUCUGGCAAAGCCUGAGCUCAACAACAGAGAACACCUUAUACGAAGAAAGAAUUAA
Podarcis raffonei (Aeolian wall lizard) is the source of this 1584-nucleotide messenger RNA. RefSeq names its product vomeronasal type-2 receptor 26-like. Bases 1 to 1584 code for a protein of 527 amino acids. Gene Ontology annotation, cellular component: membrane. Gene Ontology annotation, molecular function: G protein-coupled receptor activity. The transcript is spliced from 5 exons. Gene Ontology annotation, biological process: G protein-coupled receptor signaling pathway. The record is from RefSeq and is a predicted model, not a curated record. NCBI's taxonomy places the organism in Eukaryota, Metazoa, Chordata, Lepidosauria, Squamata, Lacertidae.